Messenger RNA from Symbiodinium natans, 1359 nucleotides. The record is from the annotation of a GenBank genome assembly. Lineage: Eukaryota; Dinophyceae; Suessiales; Symbiodiniaceae.
AUGUUCCGUUGGUUGAUUUUGGUACUGUCUGGCGUCACGUUCAUCGUCCACGCACAGAUGCUGCAAAGCACAGCGCUGUUUACCACAGCAUUCGAUGUGUCUUCAAUGAAUGUUGAAGGCAGCAUGUUUUUCGCAACAGCGAAUGGCGACAGGAGUGUGAGUAUUCACAAUUGGACCGGGCAAGCCUUAGUGGAGAUACAGAGCAUCAGCACUGAGGGUGCACUUGACGUUGAGUUUUUCGUUAUUGGCAAUGUCAGCUAUUUGGGCGCGGCACAUUACUGGACGGCAAGUGGACAACACUACAUUGAUUCGAAGGUGUACAAGUGGAAUGGUGCAACGUUCGUGGAAUCUCAAAGCAUCAGUACUGGCGGCGCAAGGAGGUUGAAGGUUUUCGACAUUGAUGGUAUUACGUACCUUGUUUUUGCAAACGACAAGAUCAAACCUGCGGUUUACCAAUGGAGCGGCCUGCAAUUCGAACUUUUCCAAGACCUGGAUUGUUGUGGAGCUCAUGGUGUGGACGAAAUUGCAAUCGAUGGCAUCCACUAUCUUGGGAUUGCUUUCAUCUACGCGGAUGGGUCAUAUAGCACGGACUCACGAAUAUACAGAUGGAACGGUACUGCAUUCGAGCAAUUUCAAUCUCUUAGAACAGUCGGAGCACUGCAAAUGAAGUUUUUCGUCAUAGACAAUGUCACAUUUUUGGCAGUGGCAAGCUUUCAAAGUAGCACAUCAUCUUUCGAGAUUGAUUCGAAGAUCUACCAAUGGAAUGGUGCCUCAUUCGAGGAGUUUCAAAACAUCGGCACGAGUGGUGCUGCUGGCUGGGAGCACUUCGUCAGUGAAGGCACUGCCUACCUGGCGGUUGCGAACAAUUACGACGGCAGCUCCUAUGCUGUGGAUUCGGCAAUCUACAGAUACAACGUUGAUCAUGUCUUGAACAUAGGCACAGCCGGUGCGAGCAACUGGCAUGCAGUCUUUGUGGAUGACCGUCUUUUUCUUGCCGUUGCGAACCGGGCGGGCGACUCGGUGGUUUACCAGUACCUCCCACCCACCGUGACGCAGGUGGAAGAUUUAAAAGUCAUGUGUUCCAGCUUUGUUCCAGCUUUGCACUUGCCAGACCACCAGCAGCAUCACGGCGAUCGUCACGACGACCAGUACUUCAGCCUCAAGCAGCACAAGGACAAGUACCACAAGCACGACCAGUACUUCAGCCUCAAGCAGCACAAGGACAAGCACCACAAGCAUGAGUACCAGUACUUGGAGUUCCAGCACCACGACAAGUUCUUGGACCUCACGCACGAAGACAAGUACUUGGACGUCAUCCAUGACAAGGAUUUUCGAUUCAAUCUUCAAUGCUCGAACUGA